This is a messenger RNA of Suillus clintonianus, 1299 nucleotides long. Its product is annotated as phosphatase 2C-like domain-containing protein. NCBI's taxonomy places the organism in Eukaryota, Fungi, Basidiomycota, Agaricomycetes, Boletales, Suillaceae. The coding region runs from base 1 to 1299 and encodes 432 amino acids. The transcript is spliced from 4 exons. The record is from RefSeq and is a predicted model, not a curated record. Gene Ontology annotation, biological process: protein dephosphorylation. Gene Ontology annotation, molecular function: protein serine/threonine phosphatase activity.
AUGGUUUACAGUAUGGUCAACCUUCAAGCCGCCACGUCCACGGAAAAUCUCCAAGCUCUUGAAGAAGUCAAAGAUUUCUGUACAACAGAUCUCGGACGGGGGGGCAAGGAACGAUGGACAUAUCACAUGCUUCCAGAGGCUGCACUUGAUGUCGAGCUGCAUCGCAUGUCCAAUGCGACCUCAUCGGCAUCUGUGGACAGCGUCACUUUUCAGCCAUGUGCAGCCUACGCCGAUCUCAAUCAAGACCGGUACAGCAUUGAGGAGUGGGAGCUCCCUGGCGGAGUUUGGCAAUUCACAGCAAUCUAUGAUGGUCAUUGCGGCCAUGACACUGUAGAUUAUGUCCACAAGAGGCUUCCCUCAAUGAUCAGGAUGUCACUGCAAGCUCUUAUUCAGAGCACACCUAUCACAUCGCUGAAGCCAGAAUUUGUCUCGGAGGCACUGCGUAACGCAGUCAGGCAUCUGGACGAGUCUAUUCGUUCUGACCUUUAUGACUUCUUGCCUCACGACCACCUUACAAAAAUGAGCGACAUUCAACUCAGCCAACAUGUCUCGCGUCGUUGUUCUGAAUGGAACACUAUAUCAGCACGUUGCACUCAAGGCUCGACGGUCCUUUUGGCUUUAUCCGACCCACUAAAGAAGAACGUAUGGAUUCUCAAUCUGGGGGAUUCCACUGCUGUUCUUGGCAGCAGAUCGGUGUCUGGGAAAUGGUCCGCGGUUAUGGUCAAUUCUGUACAUAAUUGCAACAACCCCUCGGAAAGUCAGCGUAUUCAGCAAGAGCAUCCAUCAGAGCAAGCUUGUGUGUGUGACAACAGAGUGCUCGGGUAUCUGGCUCCAACACGAGCGUUAGGGGACACAUGGCUCAAGGUUCCUUCGGUUUACACUCGCCGCGCUUUUGGGCCGCACUUGCAUGACUGGUUACCGCCACGUCAGGUAGCAGCGUAUGCAAGCCGUAUUCUUACUCCUCCAUAUAUAUCCGACUUCCCUGAGGUCUAUCAUAACUCCCUCGACGUCUCUCAACAAGAAGUAUUUCUGAUUCUGUCAUCUGAUGGCCUGCAGGACAUGUAUGACAACCACGAUGUUCAGUUGUCGGACCAAGAAAUGGCAGAUCGCUGGGUGGGUUUGGUUGGACGUCACAUGCACUCCAACACGGACAUGGAUUUGAAAAGCAAUUUAGCACUCAGGCUCCUCCGGGAUGCUGUUGGCGGAAAUAACACAGAGCUUGUUUCCCGAAAUCUCACCUUGGAAAUGGAAGACAAAUGGAUGGACGAUAUUACAAUUCUAGUGCAGCGAUUCCGAUAG